CUAUUCACCUUCCUCUUGUUAUCGAGGCGUCCUGGUUUGCGGGCAUCGACUCGUGGCAUCGACUCUUGCUGCGCGUUUCAACUGGGUCGACGUGCGACUGUUCAAUUACGUCUGUGGCAUAAAAUCGAACUCAAGCAUCAAGCAGUAACCGACAUAUAACGCACACAAAUAGCCAAAGAUGGCCGAAGUUGCCGAGGCGGCCGCUGCUGCUCCGCCUGCAACCCAGGAGAAUGGCGAGGAGAUUACUCGUUACUCCCCAGAGCAAGUGCUGAAGGCGCUCAAUGCCAUCCCUGACGAGGAGCGCACGUUCACCGCGACCAGCCUGCGCUCAGCGCUUCAGAACCAGCUGGCGGUGCUGCAGGCGUGCAAGGCGGCCAAGGAGUCGGGCGAGGCCACUACCCUGGCCGAGAUCAACAACAUCAUUGCCUUGUUCCUGAAGAACGUGUACGACAUGGUGUCGGCGCUGCCUGGCGCGCUGGCGUUUGACGCGCUGGAGGACCUGGUGGCGCGCAGCGGCCUGCUGCAGCCGUUUGUGGGCGGCAUGCGCCAGGCCGAUCAGACGCUGGUGCUGGUGCUGGGCCUGCCCUCCAAGGAGACCCUGGCCGACACGUAUGAGGAGCUGAUCCGCAUCGCGGGUGCCGCCAUCGUGUGCUACUACCACUACACCAACUUCCCCAGCCACGUGGACGCCUACCCCUCCGACGAUGCGGUGCUGCUGUUCAGCUCUCUGGCCCUGGCCUCCUGCCGCGACAAGGAGACGUCGGAGGCGCUGGAGGCCAAGUUCACGGAGGCGGGCGCGCCCAUCAGCGUGGCGCAGAUCCGCUGGCUCAUGCACUUCUUCAGGGCGCAGCUGUCGGGUCUGGGCUCUGCGGUGUUCUGGCACCUGGGCGACCGCACGCGCUUCCAGGAGCAGCUGGUGGCGCAGCAGGUCGACUACCUGGGGCUCAUCAAGGCGGUGCCGGAGAACCCCGCGGGCUACAGCUACUACGUGCGCGGCUGCCUGCAGUUCCAGCAGCACUCGGCCGCGGCGCUGUUCGCGCAGAAGGGCGCCGUCGUGGCCGCCGCUCACCACGCCGACUUCUACAAGGCGCAGCUAGACGCGCAGCGCGCCAUUGCGCUGGCGCUGGCUGGCGGUGGCGCUAGCAGCACCGGCGCGGCGGUGGCGGGCGCCGUCGGCCAGCCCAGCCCAGGCGCGGUGGCGGCGGUGGAGGCGCAGCAGGGCGGCGAUAAGAAGGAGGAGGCAGAUGCCAAGGAGGAGGGGGCUAAGGGCAAGGGCGGGAAGGGCGGCAAGAAGGAGGCGGUGCCGGUGUCGCUGUUCAAGGUGGGCGAGGUGCGGGCGCUGCUGGAGGCCACCAAGUCAGGGCUGGAGGCGGAGAGGGCGCAGCUGCCCAAGGUGUUCGAGGGCCUGGUAUCGCUGAAUGUGGUUGACGCCAAGGUGAUUGCUGACAAGGUGGAGCCGCUGGUGGCGGCCAGCUCGGUGCCGGAUGUGGCGGAGCUACCUGCGCUGUCGGACUUCAUGUACCCCACGCAGGCGCCGCAGCACCUGCCGCGGGGCGCGGUGUCGGUGGGCGGCGAGGAGGAGGCCGGCGAGGGGGAGCAGCAGCAGAAGGGGGCAUCAGGGAGGGCGAACGGCGGCGGGGUGCGCGUGGGCGGCGGGAGGGGCGGCAAGGGUGGCAAGGGCCGAGGGAAGAAGUAACUGUGGCGGUGCCUUGGGGGCUUGUGUGGGAUUGAGGGCUGCAUCAGCAGUUGUUGGAGUUGGAUGUGCGAAAAUGGACCGAUAUAUCUUUACAAUGGAGCCCGGCCUAUUGUAGAUCUGAUGACCUGACGCGAAAGCACAGUACUGCCCCUAGACAGACCGUACCGGUGUGCCAGUUGACUGGCUGAUGUAUGACGACUAUCCAGCUUUGCUCUGCAAAUGCUGGCAUGAUGGAUCAGGCCGGGUGUGUUGUUACUGUUGUGAGGUUUUCAGGUGUGCGACGUGGAAUGGGUGUGCGAUGGGACAGGGUUCAGGCAGGUUGGCGAGGUCCCGUAGGGUGCAGCUGACGCCCAUACCCCAAGCAGACGUGGAAUGGGUGCGAUGGGUGCAAUCCACCCCCCUAUACACGUUAAAAGGGCAGCGAGUUGUAAUGGGCGAGUGGGACUCCUGCGCCUUUUGUGAUUUGUAGGCUUGUGAACUGCGCCAGCAGGAUGAUCAGAUCCCUCCGAUGACCGCGUGGAACCGGUAAAGGGUGGUGGAGUCCUGACCAUGUGCAACGUUAUCUGCAGACCUGAACAGUGCAUUCAUCAAUCAAGGUGCACCG
Molecule: messenger RNA, 2300 nt
Organism: Chlamydomonas reinhardtii
Lineage: Eukaryota; Viridiplantae; Chlorophyta; Chlorophyceae; Chlamydomonadales; Chlamydomonadaceae
Exons: 7
Coding region: 179-1696 (505 amino acids)
Source: RefSeq, a predicted model, not a curated record